AUGGCUAGCGCUUCCUCACCAUUGGAUACAGUGGUACUCACUAUUGCCCACUCUCUCUCGGCAGUUGAGCGGACGUUCUAUAAGCUACCUGGCUCCGCAAUCAUCGAACGAUACGUCCGGAGCUCCCACCAAAAUGACCCAGGACGAACGUUCCUCGAGCUUAUUAUUUUCUUUCUCGUCGUAAGGACUCUUCUUCAGUCGCGUACACGUGCGGACAGUAAUAACGCAAAGAAUUUCAUCGAGUUUACUGAAAAAGAAAUCGACGAAUUAGUAGAAGACUGGGUACCGGAACCUCUUUCGAGGCCUUUGGAUGAUGUCGAAGCUGCUGAACUCGCUGCUGUACCUGUUGUUGCAGGUCCUAAUGGUCCUCAUCCUAUCCUUGUCAACACUGGAAAGCCAGCCAUCAAUUUGGCUAGUCUUAAUUUCACCGGGUUGGCCAACAAUGAACACAUCAAGCAGCGCGCCCUCGAGGCUAUGAGGAAAUAUGGCGUUGGCAGUUGCGGUCCUACUGGGUUUUACGGAAAUUUCGACGUGCAUAUCCAAUGCGAAAAGGAUAUAGCAGAGUUUCUCGACACAGAGAGUGCUAUCCUUUACUGGCAAGGCUUUUCCACUAUUUCUUCGGUCAUUCCAGCGUUCUGCAAGCGAGGCGACAUAAUUGUCGUUGACCGUGCCGUCACUUUAUCUAUUCAAAAGGGUAUGGAGAUAUCCCGGUCGACUAUUCGCUGGUACGACCACAACGAUUUGCAUAGCUUGGAAGAGGUUUUGCAAAGCGUAGAGAAAGAAAGGCGCAAACGCAAGGGGCCUUUGACACGCCGCUUCAUUAUCACUGAAGGGAUAUUCGAACGUGAUGGCACUAUGACUGACCUCCCGAAAUUGAUUGAGCUCAAGCAGAAGUACAAAUACCGUCUCAUUCUUGAUGAGUCGUUCUCCUUCGGAUCCGUAGGUCGCACAGGUCGCGGAUUGACCGAAUUAUACAAUGUGAAGGCUUCUAAAGUUGAUAUGCUCGUGGGUUCCUGUGCCAUUGGACUAUGUGCUACCGGUGGUUUCUGUGCUGGAUCUAAGAAUGUUGUUGAACACCAGCGUAUUAAUGCUCCCGCAUAUGUAUUCUCAGCUUCGAUGCCCCCGCUAUUGGCUGUUAGUGCGUCAGAAGGGAUCAAUGUUCUGAGAGAUACACCAUCACUACUCACCCGCCUUCAAGAUAACAUCCGUGCAGCUCGUGCGCUUCUCGAUCAGGUCGAAUGUAUCUCCAUUCCUUCACACCGCGCUUCCCCUAUUAUUCAUAUUUACCUACGCAACACCGCAUAUACGGAUAAUUUGUUACAUCCUUCAUCUGCGGCUUCCAUGGCUAGCAGUAAACCGUCUAAUCCUUCAUCUCCUGUGCCAAGGGAUGUUCCCGUCUUUGACAUCGAGAGGGAGGAGCGGUUAUUACAAGAAGUAGUAGAGGAAGCGAUGGCUCAAGGGGUGAUGAUAACUAAAGCCAAGAGGGUUAGGGGUUUGGAAAUCACGGAGGCAAGGCCAAGCAUUCGCCUCGCAAUGUCCAGCGCCUUGUCAAAAUCAGAUACAGAGAAGGCUGUCCAUGUGUUGGUGAAGAUUCUGAAGAGAAAAUUUAGAUAA
Molecule: messenger RNA, 1614 nt
Organism: Lentinula edodes (shiitake mushroom)
Lineage: Eukaryota; Fungi; Basidiomycota; Agaricomycetes; Agaricales; Omphalotaceae
Product: serine palmitoyltransferase
Exons: 6
Coding region: 1-1614 (537 amino acids)
Biological process (GO): ceramide biosynthetic process; sphingosine biosynthetic process
Cellular component (GO): endoplasmic reticulum
Molecular function (GO): serine C-palmitoyltransferase activity; pyridoxal phosphate binding
Source: RefSeq, a predicted model, not a curated record